Arachis duranensis is the source of this 2785-nucleotide messenger RNA. RefSeq lists its product as uncharacterized. The transcript is spliced from 4 exons. The coding region runs from base 212 to 2554 and encodes 780 amino acids. NCBI's taxonomy places the organism in Eukaryota, Viridiplantae, Streptophyta, Magnoliopsida, Fabales, Fabaceae. The record is from RefSeq and is a predicted model, not a curated record.
CUUUCAACGCAUAACACAAACACCACCCAUCUUUCUCUCUCUCUCUCUGUUCUUAUUAUAUUAACUCUGCAUAUUCAUAUUCUCCUCCAUUUCCAACUCCCAACCAAACUACACUAACACACGCACAAAAAGAUCAACACUUUCUUCCUUCUCUUCUCUCUCUGCAUUCUUCAAUAACCUUAUUUCUCUUUCCUCUUUCUAGCAGCAACAGAUGGUGGUGAAGAUGAUGAAGUGGAGGCCAUGGCCUCCACUUGUUUCUCGCAAGUAUGAGGUUAAACUCUUCGUACGGACUCUCAACGGCUGCGAUCUCCUACGCGAAGCUUCACAGAAGGGGUCAUCAACGCCGCUUUCACUCGAAGUUAGGUGGAAGGGUCCAAAACUGAAACUUGGCUCGCUACGCCGCAGCUCCGUCGCCAGAAACUUCACUAGGGAGGUCGAGUUGGCGGCUCUGGAGGAGGGAGAUGAGGUUAACGGAAAAAACGACGUCGUUUCGUGGGAGGAAGAGUUUCAGAGCGUGUGUACCCUCUCUGCUUACAAGGACAAUGUGUUUCAUCCCUGGGAGAUCGGGUUCACUCUCUUCAAUGGGUUGAAUCAAAGGUCAAAGGGAAAGGUUCCGGUGGUUGGAACAGCAUCCUUGAAUCUAGCUGAAUUUGCAUCUGCAGUUGAUCAAAAGGAUUUUGAUUUGAACAUUCCACUCAUACUUUCUGGUGGUUCUGUUGAGCCUUCUCUUUCACUCAGUAUAUCAAUUAGCUUAGUGGAGCUAAGAGCUGCUCAAGAAAGCUCGGAGCUGGUUCCCAAAUCGGUUGUGCCAGUCGCCUCAACCCCACCUCAGUCUGAGGAAACAACCUUGGCUGAAAAAGAUGAGCUUUCCACUAUCAAAGCUGGUCUUAGGAAAGUGAAGAUUUUGACCGAGUUUGUGUCAGUCAGGAAAGCGAAGAAAUCAUGCCACGAGGAAGAGGGGAGUGAAGGCAAUUUCUCUUCUCGGAGCGAGGACGGUGAGUACAAUUACCCACUUGACUCUGAUUCCCUUGAUGAUUUUGAGGAAGGAGAAUCGGAUGAGGUAAAGGAGGCUUCAAGGAAAUCAUUCAGUUAUGGAAAGCUAGCUCAUGCGAACGCUGGGGGAUCGUUCUAUUCUAGCAUGAAGAUAAAUGCCAAUCAUGAAGAUUGGAUAUACUACAGCAAUCACAAAUCUGAUGCUGGGGGUUCACAGAUAGAGGAUUCAUCUGUGUCAGCCACCUCGGAGCCUUACUUAUCACAAAGUUCAAGGCGCAGCAUACUGCCUUGGAGGAAGAGGAAGCUGAGUUUCAGGUCUCCUAAAUCUAAGGGAGAACCAUUGUUAAAGAAGGCCUAUGGGGAAGAAGGUGGUGAUGACAUUGAUUUCGAUCGCCGGCAGCUUAGCUCUGAUGAAUCCCUUUCACCUGGGUCGCGGAAGACUGAGGAUGAUUCAUGCGCAAAUCGAUCAUCAGUGUCCGAAUUCGGUGAUGACAACUUUGCUGUAGGGAGUUGGGAGCAGAAGGAAGUAAUGAGCCGCGAUGGUCAUAUGAAGCUUCAAACACAGGUCUUCUUUGCUUCUAUUGAUCAACGCAGCGAACGUGCAGCAGGUGAGAGUGCGUGUACGGCUCUUGUUGCUGUCAUUGCCGAUUGGUUCCAAAGCAAUCGUGAUCUCAUGCCCAUAAAGUCCCAGUUUGAUAGCUUAAUUCGAGAAGGCUCAUUAGAAUGGAGGAAUUUGUGUGAAAACCAGACAUAUAGAGAACGAUUUCCCGACAAGCAUUUUGAUCUUGAAACAGUCAUUCAAGCCAAAAUACGUUCCCUGUCUGUGGUUCCUGAGAAGUCCUUUAUUGGUUUUUUCCAUCCAGAGGGAAUGGAAGAGGGGAGAUUCGACUUUCUUCACGGUGCCAUGUCUUUUGAUAACAUUUGGGAUGAGAUCAGUCACACAGCACAGGUGUGCGUGAACAAUGGUGAACCGCAACUUUACAUUAUUAGUUGGAAUGACCAUUUUUUCAUCCUCAAAGUCGAAUCCGAUGCAUACUACAUCAUUGACACAUUGGGAGAGCGGCUUUAUGAAGGAUGCAAUCAGGCAUAUAUCUUGAAAUUCGACAGCAACACAACAAUAUACAAGGUGCAAGAUGAUGUGCAGUCCUCAGAUGAAAAAACAUCCUCUGACCUUCAAACUGUAGCUGAAGUAUUAGACAACAAUGACAAGCAGAUCCAGCAAAUCAAUGGUAAAGAGGUUGAUCCUGCAGCGGAUACGGAAGAACAAUUGAAGUCUCAGCCUGAAGAAGAGGCUGUUUGCCGAGGGAAAGAAGCCUGCAAAGAGUACAUCAAAAGCUUCUUGGCAGCAAUUCCUAUUAGAGAGUUGCAAGCAGAUGUCAAGAAAGGUUUAAUCUCAUCAACCCCACUUCACCAUAGACUCCAAAUUGAGUUUCACUACACUCAAUUGUUGCAGUCUUAUGAUGUUGUACCAGUGGUUGGUUCAGUGGCUGAACCAUCAUCCAUGACCAUGAUGAAUGUGCCAGAAACUCUUGCCCUUGCAGUAACUGAGAUUCCAGUAUAAUCCUAUUGUAAAUUGUAUCAAGUGAGGUUAUUACUCUAAUUAGUCUUAACUACUUAAAAGGGGUGUUUUUAACUUUUUAUGAUCUAAGAUUAACAAGAAAAAAAAAAAGGCUCAUUGAAUGAGUUCUGUAAUGUGGCAGUUGCCUUGUUUUUGGACUAAUCCUUUUUAGGGAAAAGGGUAUCUUGUAAAUGUAUCUGUAAUUUUCCCUUCCUUUUUUUCAAGUGAGCUCAA